CAUGUUUAAUCUAUUAAGCACUGUAUUCUCAGCUGACUCUGUAGAAGUGUCGCUUCACAGUUUAAUUAAUAAGAAAAUACAAAGUCUAGGCGAACAAUUGAUUGAAAGAAGUCAACUUGUUGAGGAUACCUCAAUUAAUCCUCAGGAAUUAAUUGAAAAGUUUAUGAGUUAUGAUAAAAAAGUGUUUUUGAACCCAAAUAGCCUAGAAAAGGAAGAGAUAAUCAUUAAACAAUGUUUCUUAAUUACCGCAAUAGAAGAUACGCUAAAUAUGCUUAAAAAGGAACAAUAUGCUGAGUUAGAGAAUUUUAUUUAUUAUUUAGAUAGCAAACUUUCAGAUCCAGAUACUUUUGUUCAUAAUAAACCAUGGAUUUUAAAUGAAAACCAUUUACAAAGAAAAGAUGAUAGUAUUGAUUCUAAAAAAAAAACUAGAAAACUAAAAGAAACUAUGCAAAAUAAGUCUAAAUUGAGAUCAGAAAAUGACUCGAUGUUUGAUGAAUCUUCUAAAUCAAUUCAUGUCAAAAAUUUAAGGUUAGGUAAGAUUGUUAUUCGGAACUUCCAUUGUAAUUCCAUAUUCAACGAAGAACCUAAAAAUUCUAUAGGAAAGGAGAUUUUAAGUUCAUUGGAGGUUGAUAUAAAUCCCUCUUCCGAAGAUGAAUAUUCAUCUAAUACAGUUGAUUCUACAGAGCUAUCUUCAGAUGAUAAAGAUAUAUCAAGAACUUCUAAGCAAACAGACCAAGAUAGUAGCUCUAGUGAUGAUGAUUACCAAAAGGAAGAUCUAGAAGAAGGAAUUAACAAUAGUGAAGAAACCAAACCAUUGCUAGAGGACUUUAAUAGGGAGUUCAAAGAAAACGGUGAAGUAGUUACGAAGUAUUACACUAAUAAUAAGUAUGAAACACUAAAAGAAGAUGAAGCUUGUAAUAGUACUAAGCGAAAUGAUGAAAAACAGCCAGAAACCGAAGUUAUAAAGUCUGGUUUGAAUAAAGAAAAUGAACGAAUAAUUUCAGAGUCGCAUGAAAUUAAUAGUAAUUGA
This is a messenger RNA of Dimorphilus gyrociliatus, 1030 nucleotides long. NCBI's taxonomy places the organism in Eukaryota, Metazoa, Annelida, Polychaeta, Dinophilidae. The record is from the annotation of a GenBank genome assembly.